AUGAUGGUCAUCGCUUGCAUCUCACCCCGCAACCCCUUGGUGACCUCUUCGACUUCCUUUCUCACCAUCGCAUGCCACUGGCAUGGGGUGACCGAGAGUUGUUGGAUGUGGAGAGGGGAGCCUUUCCAGCGACUCUCCAAGCGUCCAGCACAUGCCACGGUGGUGUUGGCGCACCAAGCAGUGAGAGGACAAAACGAAAACCUGACCCAGCAGAGGGAGAUGGUAGAAAAACCUGCUGAAGAUGCUGAGUGUUCUGCAGGACCAGAAUCAAAAUCUUUCCGAGACGGUGCAGCAGUUGUCAAACAAUGGAGGCCAUCGGUGCAGCCCUUGCCCCGAGAGGUGGCUACAGCGAGGGGAGAAACUGCUACUACUUUUCCACCAAGUGGAACUCUUGGGAAGAAGGCAGAGCCCAGUGUGGCGACACUCAACUCCAGACUUCUUAAAAUAGAGAGUAAGGAAGAGCUGGCUUUCAUGCUGGAGUCAGCUCAGGCCUAUAGUGCUUUCUGGAUCGGCUUGUUCCGCAGCACAGCUGGUGGGCCUUGGUUGUGGGAGGGACAACAGCACCUUCUCCAGCGAUCUGCUUAA
This is a messenger RNA of Heteronotia binoei (common prickly gecko), 585 nucleotides long. Its product is annotated as oxidized low-density lipoprotein receptor 1-like. The record is from RefSeq and is a predicted model, not a curated record. The transcript has 5 exons. NCBI's taxonomy places the organism in Eukaryota, Metazoa, Chordata, Lepidosauria, Squamata, Gekkonidae. The coding region runs from base 1 to 585 and encodes 194 amino acids.